This is a messenger RNA of Grus americana (Whooping crane), 1608 nucleotides long. RefSeq names its product high mobility group box 3 (gene HMGB3). Gene Ontology annotation, biological process: regulation of transcription by RNA polymerase II. Gene Ontology annotation, cellular component: nucleus. The record is from RefSeq and is a predicted model, not a curated record. The coding region runs from base 116 to 724 and encodes 202 amino acids. The transcript is spliced from 5 exons. NCBI's taxonomy places the organism in Eukaryota, Metazoa, Chordata, Aves, Gruiformes, Gruidae. Gene Ontology annotation, molecular function: DNA binding, bending.
AGCCAAUCAGGCCGCUCUCGUAGGCAGCCAACGCGAGGCUGAGCCGCGCCGAGCCCCGCGUCGUGCCCUGCGCUCCAGCUCCUGUCCACACUACCGCGAACAAUACAGAGUCAAGAUGGCUAAAGGUGAUCCGAAGAAGCCCAAGGGCAAGAUGUCUGCCUAUGCCUUCUUUGUGCAGACGUGCCGUGAGGAACAUAAGAAAAAGAACCCAGAGGUUCCAGUCAACUUUGCAGAGUUUUCCAAGAAGUGCUCAGAGAGGUGGAAGACCAUGUCAAGCAAGGAGAAGGCUAAGUUUGAUGAAAUGGCAAAGGCUGACAAGGUACGAUAUGAUAGAGAAAUGAAGGACUAUGGACCAGCUAAGGGUGGCAAGAAGAAGAAGGACCCCAAUGCCCCAAAACGACCACCGUCUGGCUUCUUCCUCUUCUGUUCAGAGUUCCGCCCCAAGAUCAAAUCCACAAACCCUGGCAUAUCCAUUGGGGAUGUAGCAAAGAAACUGGGUGAAAUGUGGAACAACCUCAGUGAUGGUGAAAAGCAGCCUUAUAAUAAUAAGGCAGCUAAACUGAAGGAGAAGUACGAGAAGGAUGUUGCAGACUACAAGUCUAAAGGAAAGUUUGAUGGCGCAAAGGGAGCAGCAACCAAAGCUGCUCGGAAAAAGGUAGAGGAAGAAGACGAAGAGGAGGAGGAGGAUGAAGAAGAGGAGGAUGAAGAUGAUGAUGAUGAAUAAAACUGUACAAUACUUGUCUCCAUGUGAAUACCAUAGAGUAGGGGAAACACCAUAAAUGAAGCACCUCUUAUUUGAGAUGGUGUCUCUUGCCCUUAUUAGGCUUAAUUAAAAAAAAAAAAAAUUGGAUUCCGAUCGCGUUGUAGUUUCUAAAAGUGCUCUAGAAAUUGUAACUGGUUUACAUGAAGUGGCCAUGGGUGUAGUGAGCACCCUGAAACUGUAUCAAAGUUGUACAUAUUUCCAAACAUUUUUAAAAUGAAAAGGCGCUCUAGUGUUCUCCUAACUCUGUGCACUUUGCUGUUGGUGUAACAAAGCAUUUAAAAAUGUUUCAAGCAUUUUUUUAAUUUGUAAGGUGGUGUUACUAUAUGGUUAUUGGCUAGAAAAUCCUGGGUUAUAAACUGUACAUAUCUAUAGUUUGUAAAAACUAGACAGAUUCUUGUGGUACAUGCUUAGAGUUAUGAUGCCUUAGAGGAGCAGUGAUUACUUGGAAAGGCUGUACGUUCCCCGGGGUGCCAUGGCCCAAAGCAUGCACUGUGAGGGUAGAUCUAUUUACACUACAGUGGGCGUCCAUUUAGCUUAAAGUUGUCUUUCUGUAUAUAGUGAAAUAGCAUUCUGCUGCCAUUCUUAGUUGUGGAAGGGGGUUCAGCUGGCAUGAGAAGUGUAUGGAUUUUUUUAGUUAAGUGCGGUAGUUUUUAAACUGAAACUGUAGACAUCUCUUCAUCGUCAACUAAGUGAAGAGCCAGUGCAGCAACUGAAGUUCAAAAACACUCUGUACUUAAACGAAUUUGCAACGUUCUGUUUUUUUUGUAUGUUUAGAAUGCUGAAAUGUUUUUGAAGCAAAAUAAACAGUAUUACAUUUUUAAAACUGUUCUUGACAACACUCUAAA